Molecule: messenger RNA, 2395 nt
Organism: Pseudophryne corroboree (corroboree frog)
Lineage: Eukaryota; Metazoa; Chordata; Amphibia; Anura; Myobatrachidae
Product: zinc finger protein OZF-like
Exons: 5
Coding region: 269-1888 (539 amino acids)
Biological process (GO): regulation of transcription by RNA polymerase II
Cellular component (GO): nucleus
Molecular function (GO): DNA-binding transcription factor activity, RNA polymerase II-specific; RNA polymerase II cis-regulatory region sequence-specific DNA binding
Source: RefSeq, a predicted model, not a curated record
AGGGGAGAGGGGACCGUACAGUGAUAUAUGAGGGGAAUAACACAGCUCCCGGCACAGUACCUAACUGAGGCUUGGAGGAGGGUCAUAGGGGGAGGAGCCAGUACACACCAUGUGACCUAAAAAGCUUUUUAGAUGUGCCCUGUCUCCUGCGGAGCCCGCUAUUCCCCAUGGUCCUGACGGAGUCCCCAGCAUCCACUACGGACUACGAGAAAUAGAAUUAUCGGAAGGGGAGUAUAUAGAGGAACAGAGGGGUCUGUACAAGGACGUGAUGAUGGAGAAUCACCGGCCCCUCACAUCACUGGAUGUGCCCAGUAACAGAGAUACCCCAGAGAGAUGUCCCCGUCCUCUGUAUUCCCAGGACUGUACAGAGGAGAAUCACAGGACCCCACAGGAGGAUCAGGGUGAAGAACUGCUUGAUAUUAAGGUAGAAGAGAUAGAGGAAGACGAAGGGACGUAUGUGACUAUUAUGAAGGUUGAAAAUGAAGAAGGAGAUGAAAAGACAUAUGUAAGGGUCAAUCAGCAGUGUAAGGAGGAGGAGAUCUCUACAGAUAUCAGCACAGCAGUUGGACACCUCCGUAGGAAAACUUCAGAGGAACAUCUCUUUAUCUCUUCAAAUGGUGAAUUCGAAGAUAACCUCACACGAAAUGCUGAAGGAGAAAACUCUGUUACACCAUCUGAUCCUAUUUAUCAUUGGCAAUUUUCUCCUGGAUGCUCAGAUGUUGGUACAUCUACGGCAGUUCUUGGAGUAGUAAACCCUAUUACUCACCAGUCAGCUGAGGCAGGAGAAAAGCACUAUUCAUGUUCUGAGUGUGGGGAUUUUUUCACACAUAAAGGACAUCUUAUUAUACAUCAGAGGGUUCACACGGGUGAGAAACCGUUUCCAUGGUCUGGUCUGAAACGUGUUACUGAGAAAUCUGCUGCUGUUAGCCAUGAGAGAAGUCAAACAGAUAAAAGUCCAUUUCCACGUUCUGAGUGUGGGAAAUGGUUAACAGAUAAAUCAUCUCUUGUUAGUCAUCAGAGACGUCACACAGUUGAGAAACAAUUUCCGUGCCCUCAGUGUGGGAGAUGUUUUAGACAGAAAUCUAAUCUUUCUGUACAUCAGAGAAUACACACAGGUGAGAAGCCAUUUACAUGUACUGAGUGUGGGAAACGUUUUACACACAAAUCAGCUCUUGUGACACAUGGGAGAAAUCACACAGGUGAGAGGCCAUUUACAUGUUCUGAGUGUGGGAAAAGUUUUGUGGGGAAAUCGCACCUUGUUAGACAUGAAAAGUUUCACACAGGUGAGAAACCAUUUACAUGUUCUGAAUGUGGGAAAUGUUUUACACGAAAAUCACACCUUAUUAGACAUGAAAAACUUCACACAGGUGAGAAACCAUUUGCAUGUUCUGAGUGUGGCAAAUGUUUUUCUCGGGACUCGCAUCUUGUUAUACAUGAGAAAAGUCAUUCAGGUGAGAAGCCAUUUUUAUGUUCUGAUUGUGGGAAAUGUUUUACACAGAAAUCCUCUCUUCUUACACAUCAGAGAAGUCACACAGGUGAGAAGCCAUAUCCAUGCACUGAGUGUGGGAAAUGUUUUACCCAGUCAUCAGAUCUUGUUAAACAUAAGAGAAUUCACACAGGGGAGAAGCCAUUUUCAUGUUCUGUGUGUGGGAAAUGUUUUACUCAGAAAUCGUAUCUUGUUACACAUGAGAGACGGCACACAGGUGAGAAGCCAUUUCCAUGCUCUGAGUGUGGGAAAUGUUUUACCCAGUCAUCAGAUCUUAUUAAACAUCAGAGAAUUCACACAGAUGAGAGAGAAUUUCCAUGUUCUGAGUGUGGGAAAUGUUUUACAUGUAAAGCAUAUCUUGAUAAACACCAGAAAACUCACACAGGAGAUAAACAAUUGUAAAGUCAGAUUUUGCGAAAGCCAUUGAUGUUGUUGUACGUUUUUGAAAUAGACACAAAUACAUUUACUGAAAAUAGCAAUUUAGUGAUAAAAUAACAGACUUAAUAAUAAAUUAAAUCUAAAAUAGAAAUGUAAAAUUGAAUGACCUCACUGGUGUCCAAAUGCAAUGCGUUUCACAGCUCGCAGUCCAAUUCCGAGCUGCCUGCGGAAGCGGACGGAAUGCUCUUUGCUUCUGGACACCAUACAGUGAGAUUAUUAUUGGUUUUAAAGUUCUUUAGUUUUUGUUUUAAUUUCUUGUCUAUAUGUUAGUUAUCAUUCAAUUGCUGUUUUAUUAUAUGUUCUGAAGUCUUUAGUGUAUGAUAUUUUGAUCUUCUGAUACUGAUUAAUUGCAGUAAUAAUGUGAGUCCAUUAUAGGAGCUCUUCACUCCAGGACCCAACAAUAUAUAUAUAUAUAUAUAUAUAUAUAUAUAUUUAUUAUGAUUUGUUCAUUAAAAAUACAGUUGUUUCUGA